This is a messenger RNA of Rhinichthys klamathensis goyatoka, 2479 nucleotides long. RefSeq names its product dynein axonemal intermediate chain 7 (gene dnai7). Gene Ontology annotation, molecular function: beta-tubulin binding; microtubule binding. Lineage: Eukaryota; Metazoa; Chordata; Actinopteri; Cypriniformes; Leuciscidae. The coding region runs from base 1 to 2283 and encodes 760 amino acids. The transcript is spliced from 15 exons. The record is from RefSeq and is a predicted model, not a curated record. Gene Ontology annotation, cellular component: axoneme.
AUGGCGAGUGCAGACCUGUGCAGCGUAAUGCAAGAAAGAACAGCCUGGGUGUGUGGACAGGUUCCCAAAAAGCUGGAUUCUGGCUUCUGCCAGCCUUCCUCAAGACGGUCUGCAAAAAAGAAAGGAGGAAAAAUCAGCAAGGCUGAGAGGGAGAGAUUGCAGAGAGAGGCAGAUGAACAAAGAUUGAGAGAGGAAGAAGAAGCUCGUCUCAUUGCUGAACGUGAGGAGAAUGAAAGGCUGGAGAGGGAGCGAAUAGAACAAGAGAAACAAGAGCUACUUGAGUUAAAGGACAGAGAGCGCAGAGAGGACGAGCUGAAUGAACUGCGGCACAUUCUAGAUGAGAACCACUCUGCAGUCACCACGUGGGAAUCAGAAUGCAGGAACAAAGCUAAGUGGGAGCGUUACAUGCGUUGCGACGGCAGUCCGGAUCCAGCUGUGCAGCCGGAAAUCAACUCAUUCAUCAGUUUGUGGAGAGAAGACUCUGAAACCCAAAUCCAGCAGGUCUUGGAAAACUGUGCUCUGGCUCUUCAGUUGAUAGACGAACUAGACUUCCUCUUGAGUGAGGGUCCUGAGCCAUGCACUGCUCAACAGUAUCGAGAAACAGUCCUUUGUCUACAGAAUAUCAACCUCUACAAACUCAACCAGGCCACUGAGGAGCUUCUUAAGUUUGCAAAUUCUAGUUCUGACAUUGAGACUGGCAACAUGCAGACUGUAGUCCAGAACGACAACAUUUCUCUUUGUCUGUGGGCCAACCUAAACAAAAAUCCAAGGUUUAAAGGUUACCGGUUCGAGGAGGUGGGUCUGGGCUUCGAGUUGCCGAAGCCGCUGGCUGUGAGUGACAUCGCUGUUCGGAUCCUUCACACACGCUAUGACCACUUGUCCCACCACAGCGAGCGUGAACAGGUCCAGAGAAGGAGAUCCAUGAUGGAGGGCUUUCUCACUUUGCCAUCUGAGAGUGCUGCAGUGGUGCAAGCUGGGAAGAUAGAGGGAGAGGAGGAUGAAGGAGAAAGCUCAAAGCAGGUGGAGGAAGAAAGCCGUUCAGUCAGAUCAGAGAGCAGGAAGAGGAGUGCUGUGAGUGUGAUCUCAUCUAAGGAGGGGAGGAAGAGCUCUUCAAUCAAGCUGUUAGAGGAAGGAGAAAGUCAGAUGGAGGGAAUCGCUACAAAUUUAGAAGCUGAUCAAAAUUGCUCCAACCCAUCACCAGCUGAACUGGUGUUUGACAGUGCUGACAUAGUGGAUCUGCAACAGUUCACACCCUUAGGCGGAGUCUUCUACUUUGAUGUCUUCCAUCUACCACCCCAGUCUCAUAUAGUGAAGGGCUGGGAAAUGAGAGAGUUGUUAGAGACCGGUCUGCAGGUGUUCCCCUAUCCCACAGAGCAGUCACACGUUCAGAGCUCUACCUCAGUGAGGCUGGAUGAACACAGUAGCACUGUUGUCUCAUUGCCUGUAGGGGUCACUGUAGCUCUGCCUGACUCAAUAAUGUUUCUGGAGGGUCCACAAGUGGCACGCUGGGAUCCCAUCGGCCAACACUGGCGGACGGACUGCAUCUCUGAGACAAAUUAUGACGCAGAGACCCGCAGCAUCUCCUUUCAGAUGAAUGCAUUCUAUGCCUUUACAUUACUGCAAGAGUCUUAUGCUAAUAUGCCUUUCCAGUCAUGGGAGCUGAGGCCCCUGGGCCAAGACUCAGCAUUGUUCACAAUCACUGGAGCUCUUACUGAAGUCAGCAUCACAGUCAAGGGUAAGCAGUGUAUGCUGCAAAUGGAGGAGAAAAAAGACCUGGAUAAUCUUCUAGGGAAGUGGAUGAGCCCCUCAGAACUGCAGAAGGCCAUGAGGAGAGCUGGGAUCAAUAUAUUUGUGAAUGAGUAUUCUGACAAGUACGUCAGCAUCAACUCAAAGGAUCCAUUAAUAGAGCACACAGUGUAUGAACAGAUGGCCCUAAUGUCCUCAGCCGUGGCUUUUUCCUGGAGCCGCUGGAACACACAAUGCGGACAAGAGCACCUUGUUCUUCAGGCGUGUGAGCAGCUGGAAGCGGUGCCAGUGGCUGAGGAGAUGUGGUCUCUUUACUUGCUGGGUGCUCAGAGGAACCAGCAUCUUAAGAUGAAGGAGCAUGACAACAGCUUCUCUGCUGAACUGGCCGAGGGCAGCGAGUUCCACUCCACCUUUCAGCACAUGCUCAGACAGGACAUGAGCAUCGAGGGACAAGCUAGAGUCCGUCAGUCUCACUAUCUCUACACAGACACCAUACAGAGGCUCCUAUGUGCAACACGUGUCCUCACAUAUUCCUGAGAUUAGAAAACAUACACAUCCAGAAACAAGCAACACGCAUACACACUAAUAUCUAAAACAUUUAACACCCAUUUUGAACAUGUGAUAGUCAAUGCAAUAUGCUGAGGAUAUAAAAUUACACCCAGCAUACUUCUCUUUAUAACCAGCAAGUGGAGCCAAAUAAUCUUGAAUGCAUUUUUCUGAUACCAGCAAAAAU